Oryzias latipes (Japanese medaka) is the source of this 2605-nucleotide messenger RNA. RefSeq names its product PWWP domain-containing DNA repair factor 3A. The record is from RefSeq and is a predicted model, not a curated record. Lineage: Eukaryota; Metazoa; Chordata; Actinopteri; Beloniformes; Adrianichthyidae.
AUGUGGCGUUUUGGUAGCUGCCAGUCUAAAAAUGAAACAAAAGAAGUAGCUAAAACCAGGAAUACACACGUAUCCUCGAGUGUUGUUUUUUUCUAUGUAAAUAUUUAGGUUAUUUGGUCAAAUUUAUUGUCCGAUUGCUGAAUUCAAUAGAGUCAGCUAAUUGGUGUGCAAUCGGCAGCUCUACGGAGGAACAACGAACCGGUACUGCGACAUUUAAAAUUAUUUGGAACGUAAUCAUCAACACAGAAGACGUCUACAGCCAGAUGAAGCUUUAUGGAAGAAGCUCCUAUGAGUGAACUCAAGCAACUGGCACAACAAUGAACGGUGGAGUUCGUAAAACAACAAAAAGGGAAAGUAAAAAGAAAUGCACUGACACUGCUAUUCCAGAAGCUCACUCAGCUCCAGCUGUGAAGGAGUCGGAUGCUGUUGCAGGCAGCGAUUUGCCGACUAGAAGCCUCUCCUCUCUGAGUUCCCCUACAAGCACUUCAAAAAGAUGCAAGAGGCAGACAGCAAAGACACCACGUCCCAGCCUGACUUCCACACCCGUCCGCUACUCCUCAAGAAAAACUUUGCCUAUCAUUUCAAGCCCACCUCUCGAAGACCAAGAAAAGGAUCCUCCGUGUAUUGAGCUCAUCACUAUUAAACCGACGUCAGAAAUGGAUUCUGCAACAUCCUGCUCAAAGUCUAACAGGAGAAAAAGAAAGUUUGAUGCCUCUCAGCCAAGACAGCUCAAGGCACAGAUGCAGGCCAACGGUUCUCCAGUCAAGCGUCGACGUGGCAGACCUCGGAAAAAUCCGAAUGGGAAUUUAUCUGGGGAAACCAGCGUUUGGUCAUCCAUACGAGAACGACCACGUUUUGAACUGGCAAUGUCUGAUGCAACAGAACAAGACGAGUCCUUGUCCUCAGACUUGUCGAUAGAACUGAGUCCAGAAAAGCCCCAGCUGCCCUCAUUACCCCCUCAGGAGGAUCAGGGCAGCGAGGACGAAGAGGAUAACUUUCCAAGUUACUUGACCCAAAGAGACAAAAAGUCUUUAGCCAUCACAGAGGGAACAUUUGCAUGGUGCAAAUGUCGAAACUAUCCAUUCUGGCCCUCACUGGUGAAAAGCGUGAACCGUCGACAGAGAAAAGCAAGCAUUAUGUUUGUUGAUGAUGAAAGUAUUCAGAAGAAGAAAGGGUUCACUGUUGCUCUGAAAUCCUUGAAGCCUUUUGACUGUGAAGAGGCAAAUGAGCUGAUUUGUAAAGCCAAAGAAAACUACAAUGCUGCAGUUUCUUGGGCCUUAGCACUUAUAAAAGACUACACAAUCCGUAAAGCCUGCAACUCAUUUUCGGUAUCCUUCCUUGAGUACUUAAACCACGAUAUGAGUUAUCCAGUGAGGAGAAUGUUUCCAUCAGCCGCCUCAGAGGGACCAAUCAUGAUUGCCAGUGACAGCAUGAUCGAGGAGCCAUGCAACGACCCCAAGAAGACCAGCUGUGCAGGAGAUGAGGAAGAAGCCUGCAGGAAUUCAAAGAGGCUGCUGCCAGACCGGAGCCACGCUGCCCACAACCGUGCUAACCAGAAGCUCGUACAUUUCAUUGUUAACCAGCGCAAGGUGGAGAAGCGCCUUCUGGCUGUGAUUAGUGGGCAGCAGCAGUCCAAGUGGCUUCAAUCCUUUUUAAGUGCCAAACAAAGACGAGUGGUGAACGUUUACCUGGAAGAUGAUCAGCAGUUAGACCAAGUAUACUUUUACCUAAACGGGCUCUAUGCAAGAGCGAAGACCACCUCCCCCUGCGUGGCUCAGAUAGAUAGGGUUCCUUUUGUCUUAGAUGUGCUUUUGCCUGAGCAGGCUAUCAUCCAUGCUAUUGCCGGGGUGGACAAUGUUUCUGUUAAAAAGGCAAAAGAAAAGUAUGACAAAGGCAGAUGUGUUAGCAACAGAGAAAGAGAAGAGUUUGACCUGAAGAUUGAGCAGCAGAUGAGGAUGAAAUCUUUGCAGCAAAAUAAAACUUGUGUUAAUUUGUGCCAUAAUGAAUUUAAAAAAUGAGCAAUAAACUAUGCCAUAUUGUUUUUUAAUCUAUGAUUUAUACAAAUCUCUGUCUUGCAAACAGCUGAGUCCUGUUGGCAACUUGUUUUUUUUUAAAUGAUAAUGGAUCCUGUACAAUCUGAAUUAUGUAGCUAACAAACACAUUGAUAAAAUAAAUUUGAAUAGGAAUUUUUUUCUCUUUUAAAAAAAAAAAACUAAAAUGAAUACUUAAAGUAUUCAUAUGAACCAGAACAUCAAUGGGGGACCUUUCUGUGUGGAGUUUGCAUGUUCUCCCUGUGUAUGUGUGGGUUUUCUCCGGGGACUCUGGCUUCCUCCAAAAACAUGCGUCAUAGGUUAAUUGGUUAAUCUAAAUUGUCCCUAGGUGUGAAUGUGACAGUGUUUGGGUGGGUGUGGGAUUGUGGACACUCAACCCUGUGACAAAUUGGCAACCUGUCCAGGGUGUCCCCUGCUUUUGCCCACAAGUGGCUGGGAUAGGCUCCAGCAGCCCUGUGACCCCAAAAGGGAAUAAAUGGAAGAAGAUGAAUGAAUGAACUAUUCAUAUUUUUGCUAUUAAAUGUCUCAUAACAAUUAAACAUGUAACGACACUC